Molecule: messenger RNA, 2351 nt
Organism: Paramuricea clavata
Lineage: Eukaryota; Metazoa; Cnidaria; Anthozoa; Malacalcyonacea; Plexauridae
Source: the annotation of a GenBank genome assembly
AUGGUGUCCCCUAAGGGUAAGGGACCUGUCGUUAUUAAUGGGAGGGUGGCGGUGGGCGAGAAAAUUUUUCCCGGAAUUGGGGGCGGACUCAAAGUGAAAAAUAUGCGACCCCAAUUUUUUAAUACUUUCCUACUCGUUUUUAAUCUCUCGCCUUUAUCAUAUAUUUACCACAAAAUCGCAGUUUCCAUACUUUAUUACGUAUAUACAGUUCACCAUAGGAUUCGAAGUAAAUGACAACUAUUUUGAAUACGGGUCCUCGGGACGGCUCUACAAAAUGUUCAAUAUUUGGUAUUUAUCACCCACCUCCCCCCUCCCAUUAUGAAUGACCGGUCCCUAAAUGACGAUGGUACUAGAAAUGGUGACCCCUCCGCGCACAAACUUGCGCCUAGUGGAAAACCUGCUUAAGCCUGCGAACAUUGCGUAGGUUACUACAAAGCGGAACAUUAAAUAAUGAAAUAAUACUUUUCUUAAUUAUAAGACGCCGUAGUUCACAAUUUUAUGUUCAAUGUUAAAUAACAUGUGCAUUUACACACAAUACCAACGCUCGUUUAGUCUGCUACUUGUUUUUGAUCAUGUGACGUAGGCCUAUUAUAUUUUCUCUUACUAAUGAUCAAUGAAUCAUCUCAACAUCCUUGACCAGAAAAAUAUAAGAUGAAACACACUUCGAAUAUUAGCAUCUUAUAAACUCAAGAUUCGAACUAUUUAUUAAUGUCGCCGCCCCGGCUCGUACGCCUAUAUGAAAGUCAUUGUCAAAGCUAGCUUACCUUGAAUUGUGUUCUCUUGUUUAAAUAGCUCGAAUCUUGAGUUUACGUUCAAGAUGUUAAUUUUCGGAGUGUUUUCAUUUUCUAUGAAUCAUCUCGCUUCUAGACAUUGAUGAGUGUUCUACUGGUCGACAUUCGUGCGGCUCGAAUACAAGAUGCCAGAACAAUCCAGGCAGUUAUAGUUGCCCUUGUAUAAGUGGAUUCAAGUCAACUAGCUCAUUAGCAAAAUCUUGUCAAGGUAAAAGCAAGUUUAUAUUAUCAAUGAUUUUUCUGAGAUCACAGUAAGAAUUUUGCAUGGCAUUGGUGGGUAAACUCUAAGUUUACUAAGAAGGAUUUUCAAGAAAUAUUUGAGGGAACUAACUCAAUACAAUUCAAUAUAAUACAAUGAGAAAUUUUGAAAAGUGUUAGACAAUGAAUCAUGCAGUUCCUUUGAACAUUACUUAUACAAAUCCUUCAAAACUAAGAAUUGACCCAUGCAAAAUUUCUGUAGUGAAUAAUUGUGUUUAAAUUAACCUCCGUGACCAACGUGAAACAGUGUCCAAAUUACUCUUGAACGAGUUAAAACUCCAUGGCAUAUGGUUGAAUGCUGUGGUCGCUACACGACGAGCAAGAGUUAGUCAAAAGCAUUUUUGAGAUAUUAGGGUGUUUAUUUAUUUCAUACUACUGAAUCGAUCCUGUCCAAAAAAAUAAUAGUCAAUCUUAUCAUGGCCUAUCGAAGGGGAGAUGACUGUGUCAUUAGAAUAACAAUAUAACUCAUUAUCUGUGUUAGUCAACGUGUAUUCAUAAAUAUGAUCCUUCACCGUCACGUGUGUAUUGUAUUUCUGCCAAAUCCACCAAUAGCAAUUUCCAGUUUCCCUAUUGUUCGAGUCACAGAUAGGUGACUUUCCUAAAACAUUGCUAUUGGUUAGUUGGGUAAAAAUACAAUACACACGUGACGGUGAAGGACCAGAUUUAUGAAUAAACGUUGACCAACAUAGAUAAUGAGUUACAUUGUUAUUCUAAUAAGUUUCACAGCCAUCUCCCCUUCGAUAGGCUAUGAUCUUAUACGUCUACAGUAAUCGUUGGUAAUAGACAUGCAAAGCCAUCGAAUCGUGCCUUAAUGCAGACAGUAAAUUGUUGCAAGCUCAAACCACCGUUAAACCGGGACCGAAAUGUAUUCAAAGUUAUUUUUUAGUUUUUAUGAGCUAUUACCAAAGACCAAAGUGCUUCAUUUUAUUCGGAUUUUUUUUGACAAAACAAUUUACUAUCGAUUUGCAUUGCUAUAUAAUCGCAUCUCAAAUUGAUUCUCGAGCCAAUCUUAUAACUACUUUAGUCACAUGGAAUAAUAUUUAUCUUCGCGAGCCAACCGCUCAAAUUUCAAAAGGAGCCAUUUUGAAAAUCUAAAUGAAUAAAUCCUUGGUCGCACACUACACAACGACAUAUAACAAUACGUUAACUUGUAAAUACGCGAUAAUUGAUAAAAAAAUUAUGUAUUAUAUGUUUUAAUGCAUACAAUAGACUGCAUGUACAGUAUUUUGCCAUAUACCUCAUCCUUGCAGAUAUCGACGAGUGUAAUCCAAGCAGUGGUAUGGUGCAUGGCUGUCAAAUGAG